Molecule: messenger RNA, 3613 nt
Organism: Fusarium odoratissimum NRRL 54006
Lineage: Eukaryota; Fungi; Ascomycota; Sordariomycetes; Hypocreales; Nectriaceae
Exons: 4
Coding region: 965-3277 (770 amino acids)
Biological process (GO): positive regulation of proteasomal ubiquitin-dependent protein catabolic process; ubiquitin-dependent protein catabolic process; protein polyubiquitination
Cellular component (GO): ubiquitin ligase complex; cytoplasm
Molecular function (GO): ubiquitin protein ligase activity; zinc ion binding; ubiquitin conjugating enzyme binding
Source: RefSeq, a predicted model, not a curated record
CACACCGACAGAAACUGAUCAUCCACAGUCUCAUAUUUUCUUGCUUUGGAUACCAGCCACCCACGACGUGAUCGUUGGACAAGACUAUUCUUGCCCGUCAAAACUCGUAUGAUUCCAGCUCGUACGGUGUUAUGCUGUGCAAGCACAUAUGACUUUAUAACGCAGGCUCUACUCUAUGAACUCAACAUCAGUCGUUACGGGGUCUAAGAGCAAAGGGACAGGGCCUGGUCUACAAUAACCCAACCAAACCCAACCCCCCUGGCCAUUUCAAAACCCACCCACGCGGGGGAGGGGCACUUUGAUUCGUUUCUAGAUGCCUGAUGCGUUAGGUGAUGUGAGGUAACUGGCCAUUAAACCACGCCCAAACUUGGUCUGCCGCGUUAUCCUGUGGAAGCAUAGCAAGCUACCUUGAGGAGAGUGCAGACGCUGAGGAACGUUUCUCAAGGUCUGCAUAUGGAGAUUGUCUGUGUUACUCUCCUCUUUUCCUCUCCGACUUUUUGAUAUUCCGUUCAUCCUCUCUACUCUUUUUACUUUUUCCUUGGUUCCUGUACUAGUUCGUUGAGGCCCAUCCAAGAGACAACGUCGUCUCGCGGCCCAACUUGUAAGGCACCAGAAGGAGAACCACACACAUCCAAUCCUUUUCCAUUCUCUACCUCUCGCCCCAACUUCCGACUCGACUCGACCUCGACGUGACGCUGCAAGCUGCGGUUGCCAUGCAUGAUCAGCCCCCAGACUCCAAUCAUCUUUGGGGGGUGCAAUUGCUCACGCAGCGUGGACUUCGUUGAGUGGCUCGACCGCUCGUCAUCACGACUACUUUGGCCCUUGCCCGUUGCAUUCCGACAUAUAAACUAGUCCGGCCUAGGACACCAACUCUCACUGUCCAGCGCGCGCUGAGCUGUGCUGUUGCUGUGCUGUGCCGUGUCCCCCCUCUGGGUCCUGCAGGAGUCCAUCCCACUCAGCAAAAAUGAGGCUAGGAUACGAUCGAGACGUCGCUGAUGGAGAGGCCCGACUUCCACUCGUGCGUCGCAGGCCCCUCCGCCCUGAAUCUCACGAUUGGUACGGCCCCAGUGACGUCGUGCCCUAUAACCAGUACCCAAUGCCCCAUCGGACACGAAUCGACGAACUACAAAGGCCCAACGGAAGGACACCCAGGGGAUAUUCCAGGAGUAUGAGUCUCGAUGCAUACCCGCCUACAAUGCCCAUGCCGCCAGCACACUUGAUGCGUGCCUCAACAGAUGUCUACAAGAAACGCCCUCAGUUCUCGGUAUAUGAAGCAGGCGAAGACGAUGAGGAUGAUGAACGCUGGCCGGCUAUGAAACCACGGGGUAGACACCCGGAGCCCGCGAGGCCCCGGCAGGUGGUCCGAAGACGGAGAGAACCGACGCCCGAGUCGACACCGCCGACAGAUAGUGAAAGCGAGAGUGAAAGUGAGAGCGAGGAGGAGAGCGAUGAUCAAAACCAGAUAGAGGUUGUGGUGGAAGAACCAGAGGACAAACAUAGACGCCAUCAUCGUCGACACCGUCGAUCACCCAGCCCAGACGAUUAUCUCAGCUCACCAGAUGAAAAGAGAACACCACGGAGGCGGAAUAGAAUACCAUCGCCAUCGACCUCCGACGAAAGAGAAAUAAGAUAUCGACAGGCUUCUUCUGAAAGAGGCUCACCGGACCGCAGACCUGCUCUGAGACGAGAGAUCAGCGAUACACCUAGAUACAGUCUUCCCACAAGAUUUAACAGUGUCCUCGGUGCUUCUCGGCCGCCUGUAGCUUCUAGAAGAACUGCCAAGGUGGUUGAGUCUCGUGAAUUAGUCCGUGAGGGCCGUCCCCGGAGACUACCUAUAGCUACAAUCGAAACCGUUGAAGUCUCUAGGGAGUCUUCGCGACGUCCCCCAAGUAUAGCCCGCAGCGGCUUUGAUUCAUCCAGAAAUUCAUCCCCAGACCGGCCACGUCUGAUUCGUGACUGCAAGGGCUGUUUAGAUGAAGUCCCCGUAUCCAAAUGCCCCAAACUUGAUUGCGGCCAUCGCAUGUGCCACAGCUGUCUGAAGAGGCGGUUCAAGCAAUCAAUGACGGAAGCUGAACAUAUGCCGCCAACAUGCUGCACCGAUGCCCACAUUGGUCUGGAGCAUGUUGACAAGCUUUUUGAUUCUACGUUCAAAAGAAUAUGGAACAAGAAGUUUGUCGAGUACUCCCUCAGGAACAGGCUCUAUUGUCCCUCUCGACGAUGCGGUGAAUGGAUUCGACCAGCUGAUAUUUACCGCGAUCGCGAGACGGGACGCAAAGCUGCUCGUUGUGAUCGGUGCAACACUAAGGUUUGUGUCGCCUGUAAUGGCAGGUGGCACUUUGCGAGCAAGUGUCCUAGGGACGAAGAGACGGCGAUGUUUCUUGAGUAUGUCAGAGCUGAAGGGCAGAAGAGAUGCUAUAGAUGCGGUGCUUCAGCUCAGCUCCGAGAGGGUGAUAAUCAUGCCUUAUGUCGAUGUGGUGCCGAGUUUUGCGUCGUGUGUGGAGAGAAGCCCAAGAGAUGCGAAUGUCCAUGGUUCGACCCUGAUGCUCCCGAAUCCGAUCACGAGCAAGAGGUUACACAUCGAGGCGAGAUUCAGGUCUUUCGUGAAGAUAGCACUGAAGAAGAAGAAUCUCGUGUUGCUAGACGACCACGAAAAGCUAAACCUGCACGACCCCCGAUCUAUGAUGAAGAAGCUAUCAUGCGUCAACAACAGGAGGAGCGUGACGAUGAGUUGGUUCGCAGGUCUCAUUAUCAUGGCAAAGACUACGAAUACGAUAUUGGAGGUGCUCCAGAAGUACCCAGGUCUAGCGAUCCUUACUCAGGCGAUAGUCCUCGCCGUGUAGGUCGCAGAGUCGUCGGUGGUGCUCCUCCAUCACCAAGCCGAGCAGACUUCGAAAGAGGCACCCCCAGAAGUGGAGGAUACUACGCCGGCCGCAUGGACAGACGCCAUGCCGAAGACCGUUACGCUCCAGACUCUCCAGGCAUGCGACCACCACCAAUGGGGAUGCCACCUCCCGUCAUAGAGGAAGGAUACCGCGGUGGUGUAGCGCCUCUCAUCGUGGAGCGUGAUCCAAACACUUACGACGACGACGAUUCGUACUACAGCCACAGCUCGCGCAGUCGAAAGGGUACGCGACGCAGCGAGAAUCGAAAGUCUUCCGAGCUCGCCGGUCUCGGUCCACGGACCCCGGGACUGAACCGGAUCGACGUCUGGCGGACGUUUGUUGAGCCCGGUGAUCCCGAGGGAGAGAUAGCCGCUGCAGCUGCCGUGACUGCAUGAAACUUCAACGAUAACGAAUUUCAUAUACAAUUUUUAUCUCGAGCAAGAUUGAUAGAUUGUCUUUUUUUGUACGAUAGUCUUUCUUUUUUUGGUCUAGGGUUUAAUUUUGGUGGGGAGUCUUGUCGCAUGGAUUGUUACGCAAAGGCCAACAGAACUCUCUAGACGCAUGACAUGUCAUGGCAUGGAUGGUAUGGUGAUGAUGGUAGGAGCAUAAGCAUAAGCGUGAGUGUGAGCAUCGGGUCGGACAACGAUAAGAUGGAUAAUGCUUGAUGUCAUCUAGCCCUUGAUAUUUCUUCAUAAAUUAUGCAUUCUUCUCCCAAAAUACCUCUAUUAUGG